Molecule: messenger RNA, 957 nt
Organism: Penicillium digitatum Pd1
Lineage: Eukaryota; Fungi; Ascomycota; Eurotiomycetes; Eurotiales; Aspergillaceae
Product: putative catechol dioxygenase
Biological process (GO): catechol-containing compound metabolic process
Molecular function (GO): catechol 1,2-dioxygenase activity; ferric iron binding
Source: RefSeq, a predicted model, not a curated record
AUGCCUUCCACUCGCCAGUUCGACCCCACUUUCACCGCCUCUGUCAUCAAUGGCAUGGGCCCCAAAACCCCCGAGCGUGCUCGCGUGGUCUUGGGUUCUCUGAUCAAGCACAUCCACGACUUCGCUCGUGAGGUCGAACUGACUCCCGCCGAGUGGAUGCUCGGCGUUGAGUUCAUCAACUCGAUCGGCCAAAUCAGCACUCCGAUCCGCAACGAAGGUCACCGCAUUUGCGACGUGAUCGGCCUAGAGUCUCUCGUCGAUGAGAUCGCCAAUAAGAUCGUCACCGAGGACGGUGUAGCCCCUACCUCCAAUGUCAUUCUUGGCCCCUUCUGGUCUCCAAACGCUCCCUUCCGCGCUCUCGGCGACAGCAUCAUCCAAGACCCGAAUCCCAAUGGCCGUGUCACUUUCAUGCACGGUGUCAUCAGGGACAUGGAAAGUGGAAAUCCGAUCGUCGGCGCAGUUCUGGACAUCUGGCAAGCAUCGGCCAACGGCCAAUACGAUUUCCAGGACCCUGCCCAGACCGACAACAACCUUCGCGGCAAGUUCCGAUCGAAUGAGAAGGGAGAAUUCAACUGGUACUGCUACCACCCCACUCCUUACUCCCUGCCGACCGACGGCCCCGCCGGUGUUCUGCUCAACCUCAUGGACCGCUCGCCUAUGCGUCCCGCUCACAUCCACCUGAUGAUCACUCACCCGGAAUACGCGACCGUAAUCAACCAGAUCUACCCCAGCGAUGAUCCCCACCUCGCCAUUGACUCCGUCUUCGCUGUCAAAGAUGAUCUCGUUGUGGAGUUUAAGCCCAAGACCAACGACCCCAAGGCUACCCUCGACUUAGAGUACAACGUGAAGAUGGCCCUCAAGAAGCACCACCCUAACCCCAACUCUGCUCCUCCCGUAUCCUCUUUUGAGCGUCACUCGAAGGCGGCUAAGGAGGCUCAGGCCCAGGGAAAGCUUUAA